AUGACUCGCGCCACCAACUUCACAGAGCUCUACGCGGGCAAGGGAAUCCUAGAGACCUAUAUGAUCGCCGAAAAGAUUACCCGCUAUUUUACCCAGGAUUUGAUAAAGCUCUCGGGGUUAAGUGAGUCUAGUCUACGGCCUUUGACAAUUCUGGAUCUCGCCUGCGGAACGGGCGUUGUCGCGGAUGCCCUCCAUGACAUGUUGGAUUCCCAGUCACAAGGCUGGGAACUGACAUGUGGUGACAUCUCAACUGAGCUCACCGGCCAUGUGAAACGAAAGAUUUUGGAGAAAGGAUGGGAUAAUUCAACUGCCAAGGUGGUGGAUGCGCAAAGCACGGAGCUUCCCACUGGACAUUAUACCCACGUGUUUGCGGCCCUUGCUUUCACCUCCUUUCCAGAUACCUAUGCUGCAAUGAAAGAGGUCAUGAGGAUUCUCCAGCCAGAGGGAACGCUUACUAUCUCAACUUGGCAGCGAACCGAAUGGCUUGCCAUUGUUGAGGCCGCUGUUGCCACAAUCCCUGCUGAUCUACCAUUCCCAACCACCAAGGAAUUCAUGUCCUGCAUGAACCCAGGAUGGGAUUCUGAGGACUAUGUUCAGUCUAGAUUCGAGGAAGCAGGAUUUCAGAAAGUCCAAGUCACGACAAUCGCGAAGGAAUUUGAAACAAGUAUCGAGGAUUUGUACAAGAUCGCACAGCCGGUGAUCCCGAUCAUUGUCAGUAAAUGGUGGAAUCAGGAGCAAAGAGAUAAGCACGAACAGGAUAUCCUGCCAGCUCUUCAGCGCCACCUGAAUGAAACAUAUGGAGCGAGUGGCCUGGUGCCACAGAAGUGGACUGCUGUUUUUGCAACUGGGCAGAAGGGAUCUUAG
Molecule: messenger RNA, 864 nt
Organism: Penicillium concentricum
Lineage: Eukaryota; Fungi; Ascomycota; Eurotiomycetes; Eurotiales; Aspergillaceae
Product: class I SAM-dependent methyltransferase
Exons: 4
Coding region: 1-864 (287 amino acids)
Source: RefSeq, a predicted model, not a curated record